This is a messenger RNA of Atta colombica, 2796 nucleotides long. It is a transcript of the gene Tm1, whose product is annotated as tropomyosin. The record is from RefSeq and is a predicted model, not a curated record. The coding region runs from base 264 to 1679 and encodes 471 amino acids. Lineage: Eukaryota; Metazoa; Arthropoda; Insecta; Hymenoptera; Formicidae. Gene Ontology annotation, biological process: muscle contraction; actin filament organization. The transcript is spliced from 8 exons. Gene Ontology annotation, cellular component: actin filament. Gene Ontology annotation, molecular function: actin filament binding.
AGAACAGCGCGAUCCCAUUCUUUGUGUACGCGCCGUCGUAUUGCGUGUGCGUGACGUGACGGUGCAACACAACCGGUGGACAGUACGUCGUCGGCGCGGGGGAGAAACGUGCGUCUUGAUCAGUGACAGACAAGAUGGCGGAGUGUCUAGUGCGGUGGUAGUAGAGCGGUGCAUAUCGCACGGGUCGUGUCGUCGCGUCAACGUGUUGGACAACGCGGGGGGUUUCGGUUGUUGGCCAGAGCUUGACAACAGCUGGACGCGACAUGGAGCGAGCGGUCUCGGCAACGACCAGACGCCGUGGUCACCAGCAUCAUCCGCGGCACACCACGCGACGACGUCUCGACGCCUCCAGCAGAGGACCCGCGCAGUGUGGCCCUGCUGAUACCGCCAGGAACACCACGUUUACCGGCGACGAGACGUCACCCGUCAACGUGACCGUCGACGAUCGACUUGGCGCGACGGAUCCGUCUUUGCCGCAAGUGACACUCGGCACGAGAUGGUCCACGAGGAUCAACGAGAUCGAGACGAAAGAUUCGAAAACCCAGAUACUCGAAGAGGAGAAGAAAAAGGAUGAUGAAGGAGAUCAUAGAGACGAUGACGUCCGACAAAGGCUCGCGCAGUGUAGCCCGGACGUUCCCGUGCUCGGCGAGAGUAAGGACGCCAAGCACGACGAGAUCCAGGAUCGGCCGGGUAAAAAGAGAAGAACCCACCGAUUUAGUCCUCGUAGGAAGAACUCUGCCGAAGAUCGCGACGAACGCGAUUCGCGAAACAAGAGUAACUCGCCCGAGCCCGAGCACGCGGUCGCGAGGGCACGCGGCGACGGGAACUCCGAUGACGAGUCUACCAACGUCGAGGAGGAUCCUGAACUGGCAGAGCUAGCUAAGCUACGUUGUCCCAGCGAACGUACCGAGGUUCAGGCUGAGAGAGAGGCCCGCAGGCGGAAGAGAUGUGCCGAUUAUCCCGGGCUCGCCUUCGGCUGUUCCAUAUUCUCCAGCGACACGAUGAUGAAAUUCAGUCUGAUAAAGAACGAACUCCAGAAUAUCAUGGGCAAUCAACUGAAGCGGGCCGAAUCUGAAGUCGCCGCUUUGAAUCGUCGUAUUCAAUUGUUGGAGGAGGACCUUGAGAGAUCCGAGGAGCGUCUUGCCACUGCCACUGCCAAACUGGCGGAGGCAUCGCAAGCUGCCGAUGAGAGUGAACGCGCCCGCAAGAUUCUCGAGAAUCGCAGCUUGGCGGAUGAAGAGCGUAUGGAUGCCCUUGAGAAUCAGCUGAAGGAAGCCAGGUUCCUCGCCGAAGAAGCCGACAAGAAAUACGAUGAGGUCGCCCGUAAAUUGGCCAUGGUUGAGGCCGAUCUAGAACGCGCCGAGGAGCGUGCUGAGGCCGGAGAGUCAAAGAUUGUCGAACUUGAAGAAGAAUUGCGUGUCGUUGGCAAUAAUUUGAAGUCUCUCGAAGUCUCCGAGGAAAAGGCCAAUCAGCGCGAGGAGGAAUACAAGAACCAAAUUAAGACCCUUACUACCCGUCUAAAGGAGGCUGAGGCACGCGCUGAGUUCGCAGAGAGAUCCGUGCAGAAACUCCAGAAGGAAGUUGACAGGCUCGAAGACGUACUGGUAAAUGAGCGCUGUAAAUACAAAGCAAUCGCCGACGAGAUGGAUCAGACGUUCGCCGAUCUUGCUGGAUAUUAGCAGGCAGGCUAAAAUGCAUACAACCGGGGAUGUUACAUGUGGGAAAAAGAAAAAAAAACGAGAGAAAAAAGAAACGAUUCGUUUAUGCUACGACAAAACGACACUGCCAGCACGCAGACCCUUCGCCACACACAUCGUCUCGUCCGAUUACAUUAGCAUUCUACACACUCGCUAGAGGAAAGUCGAGGACGAGGAGGAUGAGAUCGCUGACAUUUAGCGUUAACCGCGCAUGAUUUAACCGUUAAGUUCGAAUUUUUCGCUGAAGAUACCGUCACGCGUUCUACAUUCUUCCAACUCGAUCGAAAUCUACGUUUGAGCUCGUCCAGCAUCUUUUGUAAAGUUUUACAUAGAAAUCGGGAAAGGAACCUUUUUGAACGGCGGUAAGAUCGUAUAAAAAAAAAUUGUGCUUCUGAAGAUUUUUUGGAAGCAAAAAUAUAUACGUACUCUUCCAAUACCUGGCAUGAUUCCCGUUCAAUGAUGACGACGAUUUAUUGCAACAUUGAUUCUGUUACCUGUGCUUGUAUUAUCCCUGCACAGCAAGGUGUCUUAUCCCUUACGUCCAAUAAAUUUCAUUAUUUCCAUCGAGAUCUGUAUUAUUCCCUAUAAUUCGCAUAGCUUCUGUAACGACAUUGGUUACUAAGAAACUUCUUGCUUAAAAAUUAAUUAUUUUCAUUUUGCUAGCUCAAUUGCACAAUUUAUGCAGGAUACUAAAAGUCGCAUUGUUUCAUUAACCAAAAAAAAGUACGGGCCAAAAACGGUAUUCGAAAGUUAAAUUGUCCUCAUUCGAAAUCAAGUCCAUAUGGCCUUAAAUAUAACAUCCUAAUUCAUGCGACAAAUGUGUUCAAAACACUUUUAUAUAAGCAGGAAAUAAAAAUGAACUGUACAAAUUCUUGAUAUAAUUACAAUAAUUUGUAUCUACCAACGGGCUUAAAAAAAUUAAUAAUGUUGGAGUGAUUAACAUCAACAAAAAAACGACAAAUUUCCUGCUUAUAACAUUUCUAUUUCGUUUAAGAAGCAGCGCUAACAUUCAUCAUUAACCAUGAAUCUUCUUUAUAUUUGCACAUUCCACCAUACGAUUAGACAGUGCGGUCUAAUUAAUCAGGCUAACGCUUAAGUU